Molecule: messenger RNA, 1002 nt
Organism: Paracoccidioides brasiliensis Pb18
Exons: 3
Coding region: 1-1002 (333 amino acids)
Biological process (GO): cell differentiation; anatomical structure morphogenesis; negative regulation of transcription by RNA polymerase II
Molecular function (GO): DNA-binding transcription factor activity, RNA polymerase II-specific; RNA polymerase II cis-regulatory region sequence-specific DNA binding
Source: RefSeq, a predicted model, not a curated record
AUGGCUACGGCUAUGACCACUGCUGCGGAUCCGAUGUCCGGGUCCCUAGACUUGGUUCUCGAGCUUAUUUGGCAACAUGCUAUGAACCAUCUGAAGUCUACCAAAAAUGAGAUCCUCCUUCCCGCAGAUAUCGAUGUGGUUAUCGGCCUAGACAAUGUUGAGAAAAUCAAAGAUCGCUUAAGCAUGCUGCUUAGCACCCCUGUGGUCUCGUUUAAAGACAACGUAAAUGGUGUCUACCGCAUCAUGCCUACUCCUGCGCUCGAUGGAGUGGUAGAUGCUGCUGUUGCUCAAAUUAUGCCCAUGAUUGUAACAAACAAUGAUCGAAGUGCCAGAUCUCCUAAAGCACGCAAGAUGAUUCGAGGGAAACCCGAAAAGAUUCCACGCCCGUCAAAUGCGUUCAUUCUGUAUCGCCGGCAUCACCAUCCUCUUGUCAAAGCAUCUAACCCUGACUUCCACAACAACGACAUAUCGAUACUCCUUGGUAAGAGAUGGAAGGCAGAGUCUUCUGAGACCAAAGCCUAUUUCAAAGCUCUCGCCGAUGAAAUCAAGGCCCAACAUGCCAAAGAUCACCCUUACUAUCAAUAUGCUCCUCGAAAGCCUUCGGAGAAAAAGCGUCGUUCGACCACUCGCUGUAAUUCGCGUAUUGUUAAAUCCUCCAAAUUUGGUUCUCGGGGUGCUGCCACUCCUAUUUCUCAAUCGGAUGGUGCAAACGCCAAUUUCCUCUCAUCAGCAAGCGACGAGAAUAACAUCCUUAAUGUCGAACGAAACUUCAACCUCCUUGUUCCUCUUAUACCGAGUCCGCAGCUCACGAAUAUGUCGAUGACCCACACCACCAAUUAUGUGGGAGGGUUCGGAGAUACUGGAUUUAUGAAUAUGCCCGUCCGUCGUCCAGUAGCUGGAAACACUGCCCAACAGUCCCUCCAUUCAAAUACCAGUGCCCCAACCCAGUGGGUCAAUCUGGAUUUCGAUUUGGACCAAUUCCUUGACACCUUUUCGCAAUGA